ACCCACAUGGCCUCCGGAGUGGGCGCGGCCUUCGAGGAGCUGCCUCACGACGGCACGUGUGACGAGUGCGAGCCCGACGAGGCUCCGGGCGCCGAGGAAGUGUGCCGAGAAUGCGGCUUCUGCUACUGUCGCCGCCACGCCGAGGCGCACAAGGAGAAGUUCCUCAGUCACCACCUGGCAGAGUACAUCCAUGGCGCCCAGGCCUGGACCUCGCGAGCCGGCGGGGAGGGGGCCGGGAAGGAAGAGGUCGGGGCCAAGGUGGAGCAGGACGGGGAGGUAGAAAGCGAGGCGGGGGAAGAGAGCGAGUCGGAGGAGGACAGUGAGUCGGAGGAAGAGAGCGAGACGGAGGAAGAGAGCGAGGACGAGAGCGACGAAGAGAGUGACGAGGACAGUGAGGAAGAAAUGGAGGAUGAGCAAGAGAGCGAGGCGGAGGAAGACAACCAAGAAGGAGAGUCGGAGGCAGAAGGGGAAACCGAGGCAGAAAGCGAAUUCGACCCAGAAAUAGAAAUGGAAGCCGAGAGAGUGGCCAAGAGGAAGUGUCCAGACCAUGGGCUGGAUUUGAGCACCUAUUGCCAGGAAGAUAGGCAGCUCAUCUGUGUCCUGUGUCCAGUCAUUGGGGCUCACCAGGGCCACCAGCUCUCCACUCUAGAUGAAGCCUUCGAAGAAUUGAGAAGCAAAGACUCAGGAGGACUGAAGGCAGCCAUGAUAGAAUUGGUGGAAAGGUUAAAGUUCAAGAGCUCAGAUCCUAAAGUAACUCGGGACCAGAUGAAGGUGUUUAUACAACAAGAAUUUAAGAAAGUUCAGAAAGUGAUUGCUGAUGAGGAACAGAAGGCUCUUCAUCUAGUGGAUAUCCAGGAGGCAAUGGCCACAGCUCAUGUAACUGAGAUACUGGCAGACAUUCAGUCCCAUAUGGAUAGGCUGAUGACUCAAAUGGCCCAGGCCAAGGAACAACUUGAUACCUCUAAUGAAUCAGCUGAGCCAAAGGCAGAGGGUGACGAGGAAGGACCCAGUGGUGCCAGUGAAGAAGAGGACACAUGAAGGCUUGCCAUCAGAGUGGAAAACCACCCCUUCCCUUGUAUGUGUGUGACAGCGUGUGUGUAAUGGCUUCUGAUUUCUGUGAAGGCUGCCCAGCAACAAAUGUACUUCCACUGGAUAUGUCCCCAGAUCCAUAGCAGGCAUAUAUCUCUCCAAGGAAUGACCAGUUUUAUGCUUACCACUUACUUCUCAUUCUUGUUGCAGUAGGUCAAGGAAAGAGCCCUUUUGAUCAACCAGGAGCAAUUGAAAAGGGUCUUUCAGGGAACUCCUUAAUGGCUGCUUUGAACUGACUCAGGAAAGCUAGCCCCUAUAAUAUUGGGUAAGUCAACAGUAUACUUCAUUAGGAAGGACCUGGACUAAUCAUGAAAGGAAGUCAGAGCUUUUUGCCUACCUGCAAACAAAAAACCUACUUUGUUCAUACUGAAGCAUGAAACACAUGAGGACAAAGUGGGGCCUUAUUGACUCAUGUCCACAGUCUCUAAAUAGUCCAGUUCUACCUUUGUGAAAUGUGGUGCCGUGAAUUAGGAUGGAUGGCCUGAAAAUGAGGUUGGAGAAAAAGUUAAAAGCUAGAAAGACCACAGAUAUUUUUAGCAUAUGAGGUUAUCCAGGACUUCAGAUUCAUAAUUCAGUGCUAUGGAAAUGAAAAAGAUGAUUGAAGAGGUGGAAAGGAAAUGACCUGGGGGUGGGACACAGAAAAGAGGACCAAAGAAAUCUGAUUAAAAUUUGAAAUCAAUAUUUCUGAAUUUAACUUGCCUGAGUUUCCAAAAUAGUCACUAAAGACUCUGAUAAAACCUGGAUUGUUUAGAUGAGUUCUGCAGGUUUUAUGGGCUUAUCACAACAUGAAAGUUUGGAAAUGUGUAUUGCCAAAUGGGAACUUUCAUUGUAGAUUUUUGCCAUUCCCUCUGCCAGGUUAGCUUAAUAUGGCUUAAUUGCAGUAUGGGGAGAAUUCUUGCUACUCUAUAGCUUGCUGAAUUCAGUUCCAUCUCCCAGCAAAUAUUCCUUUAUUUUACAUUAAUUGGAAUCCUUCCCUUGGCCCUCCCUACCCACAGACCUUCAGGUCAUCUCUUGCACCCUGGCUCUCUCCUCUUCAGUAACAUGAGCAGAGAUACCCUGGAGCUUAGAUUUCCUGGCCUUUCUCCAUUUCUAAAUCACAAUUUCUUAUAGCAUUAUACCCCCUGGGAAGCAGUGAUGUGCUAGUGAAAUAUAAAAUUGUAAGCUCAAAAGCACGCUUUCUUCCUGAGAUGUCAGUUUUCCUUAACAAAUGGUUUGAAGUCAGGGGAUAACCUUAUUUUUAUAUAAAACAAAAACAGUUAUAUUAUGGAAUAGAAUGUUCAUACACAUAAACUGUUAAGAUAAAACGGGAGACUUGGAAGGUAAUUCUUGUUUGCAAAUGGGCUAUGUGUUCCCUCCCUCUGCCUUUAGUGGUGUUUCCAUGCUCACUUCUGAGGAACACAAUUGGAACUAUAUCCAAGCCCCUUGGGAUUGCUCUUGCCCAAGGUCCUAAACUUCUAAUAUCCCUGAGGCAGAGCCAAGGAGCCUGCGUUUAGGGAAAGCCCUUUAUUCCUGCCUGUCUGCUUGCCUGCUUGUGACCUGUGUGAUAGCUUUGGGGGCCAGCUGCUGAGUGUGUGUGCAGGAUGGUUUUGAGGCAGAAACACAACUUGCUUAUCGUAGGAGUCCUGUUUAUAUCAUUUGUAUUUAUGUCAUUGUUCAACACUGUGCAUGUGAUGAAAUGACUUAAUUUCUUUGAGACCAGGAAGCUAUAAGCAUAUAUGCUGCUAGUUACAGUUAUCCUAGCUCACUGCAUAUGCAAGGAGACUGGGAGGAGUUUGAGCUGUUUUUCACCAAAAAAAAAAAAAAAAAAUGCUCAAAAAAAAA
Molecule: messenger RNA, 2910 nt
Organism: Ictidomys tridecemlineatus (thirteen-lined ground squirrel)
Lineage: Eukaryota; Metazoa; Chordata; Mammalia; Rodentia; Sciuridae
Gene: Trim44
Product: tripartite motif containing 44
Molecular function (GO): zinc ion binding
Source: RefSeq, a predicted model, not a curated record